AUGCCAGCGGUUGGAGUACGAGGGCAGAUCCGAAAAUGCAGGACGAUAAAGCCAUACGAGACACAGCAUAGAUUGAAAUAUGAGAGGCCAAGAGGCCAUCAGGCCAGCGCAACCUUGAGGAAACACAGCACAACAACAAUCAGAUGCCUGUCAUGUACCGAAAGAGAGGCGGUCAAGGAUCCGAAACGUUCUGUGAGUGACGAUCGGGAACCGCUUGUUUCACUGGUAUAUGGCCGAAAAUGGAUUAUCCCGGCAUCUUUUGUUGCCGAGACGAGCAUGCGCGCCCGGGACAAGGACAACUUUCGCUGGAGAUCUGUGCCACCAGAAGAUCGGAUGGGUGACAGCAGCGCUGCCGUGUCGUGUCAUGCCGUGAUGUAUGUCUCUGGUGUCGUAACCCCCCAAGAAGAUGUUUGGUUGAGUAAGGGAGUUAGUUGGCCCGGCCCACUGGCGGACGGCCUGUUAUGGACUGCCCCGUCCUGCUGCGUCAGGGUGUUACAAUGGAGUGGCAAGAUCUCGCGCAAGCAAAUCGAAAACCUGAGGAGUGUCGUUGAAAUCGAAAGGGAGGGAAAGAAGCAUGACGCUUGUCUCGCUUGA
Neurospora tetrasperma FGSC 2508 is the source of this 594-nucleotide messenger RNA. RefSeq lists its product as uncharacterized. Lineage: Eukaryota; Fungi; Ascomycota; Sordariomycetes; Sordariales; Sordariaceae. The coding region runs from base 1 to 594 and encodes 197 amino acids. The record is from RefSeq and is a predicted model, not a curated record. The transcript has 3 exons.